AUGAAUCGGGAAAAAGAAAUUAUUGCAAAAUUUACCGAAAACCUCAAUCAGAAAGAAAAAGUUAACGAAUUAGCCAUUAUUGGUCGAGAAAAAGAGAUUAAGCAGUUGGUUUACAUUUUGUCUCGGAUGCUGAAAAACAAUCCUUUGUUAAUUGGUUAUCCAGGGGUAGGUAAAACAGCAAUAGUAGAAGGCUUAGUGCAAAAAAUCAAGCAAGGAAAAGUUCCUGAUUAUUUAAAAGGCAAAACAAUCUACCAACUGGAUAUGAUGUCUUUAAUGGCCGGAACUAAGUUUCAAGGCGAAUUAGAAGAGCGGUUGAAAAUUAUUUUUAACUUUAUGAGUCAACCAGAAAAUAAUGCAAUUCUCUUUAUUGAUGAAAUUCAUUUGAUUGUGGGAGCUGGUCGUAACCAAGGUGCUCUAGAUCUUUCCAAUUUAUUAAAGCCGUUACUUUCUCGGGGUGAAAUUCAGUGCAUUGGAGCAACUACUCAAAUUGAGUAUCGCCAAUAUCUAGAAAAAGAUGAAGCUUUGACACGUCGUUUUAGUAACAUACCUGUUUCUGAACCGAGUUUUAACGAUGCACUCAUGAUUUUGCAUGGCAUUCGUAGUUUUUUGGAAAUUUAUUAUGAGUUGAAAAUUCUUGAUGACGCUUUAUUUUCCGCAGUGAAAUUUUCUCAGCGUUACCUAACUACUAAGUACCUUCCUGAUAAAGCGAUUGAUUUAUUGGAUGAAACCUGCGGCAGGAUAAGGGGAGAAAUGUGGUAUGAGCCUGAGAUGAUUACUAGGACGCGUGAUAAAUUAAGUGAAUUAGAGGUGAAAGAGGUUUCAAUAUCCAAAGAACAAGAAAAGCAAGUUGAGUUGCUUAUUAUUCGUCAGAAAAUCUCUGAGUGCCGAGAAAAACUAAAAAAACUAGUAGAGCAAGACGAAAAAGAAAAUAGAAUUAUUCAAGAACUGAACAAGGCUAAGAGAGAAAUGCUCCAAGCAGAAAAAUCAUUAAUUAAUUAUCAACAAAAAGAGAUCGACUUAACUAAGGCAGCCGAAUUCAAAUAUUCUAUUAUUCCAAUAUUAAAAAGUAAGGUGGAUAGAUUAGAAGCAGAGGCUAGCACAAAUACUUUUAAAAGGCAUUUUGUUAAUGAAGAAGACGUUGCUUCAACCAUUGCUAAGAAGUGUGAUUUACCCGUGGGAAAAGUACUGGUUGAUGAACAACAAAAAUUAUUUCUUUUGCCGGUGAUUCUGCAAGCGCGGGUAAAGGGCCAAAGCCAAGCUUUAAGAGCAGUUACUAAUGCUAUUUUUCGGGCACGAGCGGGGAUACAAGAUCCUAAUCGCCCCCUAGCUUCUUUUUUGUUUGUAGGGCCAACAGGGGUAGGGAAAACUGAAGUAGCCUUGACUAUUGCGGAACAACUUUUUGACCAAAAAAAAAACCUCAUUCGCUUAGAUAUGACUGAAUUUUCGGAACCUCAUUCGGUUAGUAAAUUGAUUGGUUCGCCACCAGGUUAUAUUGGAUUUGAAGGCAAACCACGUUUAGAAGUUGUUCGGGAAAAAAUGAACAGUGUUUUACUCUUUGAUGAAAUAGAAAAGUGUCAUCCAGAAAUAUUAAAUAUACUUUUGCAAAUACUAGAUAAUGGUUUUCUUACUUUAGCUAAUGGUCAAGAAGUUAAUUUUCGUAACACCAUUAUUGUUCUGACUACUAAUAUAGGUUCAGAUCUAUAUUUUUCUAAAAGAAAUCAAAGAGAACUAAAAGAAGAGUUAGAAUUUAGAUUGAAGGAACAUUUCAGCCCGGAAUUUCUAAAUCGGCUAGAUGAAGUGGUAUUUUUUAACCUUUUAACUAAGGAGGUUGUACGAGAGAUUAUUGUUAAGGAAUUAGAAUUAUUUAUUCGACGGGUUGCCCAAGAAAAAAGCAUUAAAUUAAAAUAUAAAGAAGAAAUUGUGGAAAAAAUCUUUCAUCAAGCUUACUCAGAAGAAUACGGAGCACGACCUAUUAAGCAUUAUGUUGAAAGGGAAAUUGGCACGUUGGUGGCACAGCAAAUUAUUUCCCAAUUUCUCCGACCGGGUGGUCACUUUCUUUUAGAUAUUGAAAAAGAUACUAAUGAAAUUAAAAUAACUGUUUUAUCUUUGUUAGAACAGAAGAAAAAUUUGUUAAAGUAA
Funneliformis geosporum is the source of this 2139-nucleotide messenger RNA. NCBI's taxonomy places the organism in Eukaryota, Fungi, Glomeromycota, Glomeromycetes, Glomerales, Glomeraceae. The record is from the annotation of a GenBank genome assembly.